UGUAAUUGUAGAGGCGGUCAAGAUGGACAGUUUACAGAAGCUCUGCUCCACGCUCGAGCCCUUGUUACGACGCGUGGUGGGUGAAGAGGUGGAGAAAGCGCUCGCGAAGCUUGUGCCCAACAAUGUACCGCAGCUGCCUGGAAGACCCGACCCCAAGCGGCUGCCCGCACCGGAGAGCUCGCGCAAGCUGCGCCUGGCGUUCCGCAGCAAGCUGGCGCUGCCGCUGUACACGGGCGCGCGCGUGGAGGGGGAGGGCGGGCAGGCGGUGCACGUGGUGCUACAGCAUGCGGACACGGGGCAGACGGCCAUGGACCUUGCGGAGUCGAACGGGAAGCUGGAGGUGGUGGUGUUGGAAGGGGACUUCAACAAGCCUAUUGACGACGACUGGACGCAGGAGGAGUUUGAGCAGAACGUGGUGAAGGAGCGCGAGGGCAAGCGGCCGCUGCUGACGGGCGAGGUGACGUUCAACCUCAAGGACGGCGUGGGCACGCUGGGCGACCUCUGCUUCACGGACAACAGCAGCUGGAUCCGCUCGCGCAAGUUCCGCCUCGGAGUUAGGGUUGCGCCCGGGCAGGAGGGGGAGGGCGGGGGCGUGCGCGUGCGGGAGGCCAAGACUGAGGCGUUCACUGUUAAGGACCACCGGGGGGAAUUGUACAAGAAGCACUACCCACCGAAGCUGAACGACGAGGUGUGGCGGCUGGACAAGAUCGGCAAGGACGGCGCCUUCCACAAGCGCCUCAACCAGUCCGCCAUCGUGACAGUCGAGGACUUCCUGCGCCUCAUUGUCAUGGACCCGCAGAGGCUGCGCUCGAUCCUGGGGUCGGGCAUGUCGAACAAGAUGUGGGAGGGCGUGGUGGAGCACGCCAAGACGUGUGCGCUGAACGGGAAGCUGUACGUGUACUACGCGGACGAGAAGCAGAACAUCGGCGUCAUCUUCAACAACAUCUUCCAGCUCAUGGGGCUCAUUGCUGACGGCCAGUACAUGUCCGUGGACCUGCUCUCCGACUCUGAGAAGCUGUACGUGGACCGGCUAGUGACCAUGGCAUACAACGACUGGGACAGCGUGGUGGAGUACGAUGGGGAGGCGCUCAUCGCCUCGCAGCGCGCUGCAGGGCAAACGGCCGGGGGCGACAAGGCGGGGCAGUCGUCGGCGCCCACUGUGUCGGUGACUGCUGGGGCGUCCACUGCUGCUGAGGGGCAGGGCACUGCCACGUCUCUUGAUGACUCUGACGGGCCCCAAGGUGGCUCUUACCAAAGCGACUCGUUGCAGCAGCAGCAGGAGCAGGGUAUCUCGGGCAAUGCAUCUUUACUACAACAGCACGUGAGGCGGCAGGCAUUGGCCAACGACCAAGCACAGUACCAUGCCCUCUGUCUAUGCCUUCUGUCUAUGCCCUAUGUCUAUGCCCUCUGUCUAUGCCCUCUGUCUAUGCCCUCUGUCUAUGCCCUCUGUCUAUGCCCUCUGUCUAUGCCCUAUGUCUAUGCCCUCUGUCUAUGCCCUCUGUCUAUGCCCUAUGUCUAUGCCCUCUGUCUAUGCCCUAUGUCUAUGCCCUAUGUCUAUGCCCUCUGUCUAUGCCCUCUGUCUAUGCCCUCUGUCUAUGUCCUCUGUCUAUGCCCUCUGUCUAUGCCCUAUGUCUAUGCCCUCUGUCUAUGCCCUCUGUCUAUGCCCUAUGUCUAUGCCCUCUGUCUAUGCCCUCUGUCUAUGCCCUAUGUCUAUGCCCUAUGUCUAUGCCCUCUGUCUAUGUCCUCUGUCUAUGCCCUCUGUCUAUGCCCUCUGUCUAUGCCCUCUGUCUAUGCCCUCUGUCUAUGCCCUCUGUCUAUGCCCUAUGUCUAUGCCCUCUGUCUAUGCCCUCUGUCUAUGCCCUCUGUCUAUGCCCUCUGUCUAUGCCCUCUGUCUAUGCCCUAUGUCUAUGCCCUCUGUCUAUGCCCUCUGUCUAUGCCCUCUGUCUAUGCCCUAUGUCUAUGCCCUCUGUCUAUGCCCUCUGUCUAUGCCCUCUGUCUAUGCCCUAUGUCUAUGCCCUCUGUCUAUGCCCUCUGUCUAUGCCCUAUGUCUAUGCCCUCUGUCUAUGCCCUCUGUCUAUGCCCUCUGUCUAUGCCCUCUGUCUAUGCCCUAUGUCUAUGCCCUCUGUCUAUGCCCUCUGUCUAUGCCCUCUGUCUAUGCCCUCUGUCUAUGCCCUAUGUCUAUGCCCUCUGUCUAUGCCCUAUGUCUAUGCCCUCUGUCUAUACCCUCUGUCUAUGCCCUAUGUUUAUGCCUCUGUCUAUGCCCUCUGUCUAUGCCCUCUGUCUAUGCCCUCUGUCUAUGCCCUCUGUCUAUGCCCUAUGUCUAUGCCCUCUGUCUAUGCCCUCUGUCUAUGCCCUCUGUCUAUGCCCUCUGUCUAUGCCCUCUGUCUAUGCCCUAUGUCUAUGCCCUCUGUCUAUGCCCUCUGUCUAUGCCCUCUGUCUAUGCCCUCUGUCUAUGCCCUAUGUUUAUGCCCUCUGUCUAUGCCCUAUGUCUAUGCCCUCUGUCUAUGCCCUCUGUCUAUGCCCUCUGUCUAUGCCCUCUGUCUAUGCCCUAUGUCUAUGCCCUCUGUCUAUGCCCUCUGUCUAUGCCCUCUGUCUAUGCCCUCUGUCUAUGCCCUCUGUCUAUGCCCUAUGUCUAUGCCCUCUGUCUAUGCCCUCUGUCUAUGCCCUCUGUCUAUGCCCUAUGUCUAUGCCCUCUGUCUAUGCCCUCUGUCUAUGCCCUAUGUCUAUGCCCUCUGUCUAUGCCCUCUGUCUAUGCCCUCUGUCUAUGCCCUCUGUCUAUGCCCUAUGUCUAUGCCCUCUGUCUAUGCCCUCUGUCUAUGCCCUCUGUCUAUGCCCUCUGUCUAUGCCCUAUGUCUAUGCCCUCUGUCUAUGCCCUAUGUCUAUGCCCUCUGUCUAUACCCUCUGUCUAUGCCCUAUGUUUAUGCCCUCUGUCUAUGCCCUCUGUCUAUGCCCUCUGUCUAUGCCCUCUGUCUAUGCCCUCUGUCUAUGCCCUAUGUCUAUGCCCUCUGUCUAUGCCCUCUGUCUAUGCCCUCUGUCUAUGCCCUCUGUCUAUGCCCUCUGUCUAUGCCCUAUGUCUAUGCCCUCUGUCUAUGCCCUCUGUCUAUGCCCUCUGUCUAUGCCCUCUGUCUAUGCCCUAUGUUUAUGCCCUCUGUCUAUGCCCUAUGUCUAUGCCCUCUGUCUAUGCCCUCUGUCUAUGCCCUCUGUCUAUGCCCUCUGUCUAUGCCCUAUGUCUAUGCCUCUGUCUAUGCCCUCUGUCUAUGCCCUCUGUCUAUGCCCUCUGUCUAUGCCCUAUGUCUAUGCCCUCUGUCUAUGCCCUAUGUCUAUGCCCUCUGUCUAUGCCCUCUGUCUAUGCCCUAUGUUUAUGCCCUCUGUCUAUGCCCUCUGUCUAUGCCCUCUGUCUAUGCCCUCUGUCUAUGCCCUCUGUCUAUGCCCUAUGUCUAUGCCCUCUGUCUAUGCCCUCUGUCUAUGCCCUCUGUCUAUGCCCUCUGUCUAUGCCCUCUGUCUAUGCCCUCUGUCUAUGCCCUCUGUCUAUGCCCUCUGUCUAUGCCCUCUGUCUAUGCCCUCUGUCUAUGCCCUCUGUCUAUGCCCUAUGUCUAUGCCCUAUGUCUAUGCCCUCUGUCUAUGUCCUCUGUCUAUGCCCUCUGUCUAUGCCCUCUGUCUAUGCCCUCUGUCUAUGCCCUCUGUCUAUGCCCUCUGUCUAUGCCCUCUGUCUAUGCCCUCUGUCUAUGCCCUCUGUCUAUGCCCUCUGUCUAUGCCCUCUGUCUAUGCCCUCUGUCUAUGCCCUCUGUCUAUGCCCUCUGUCUAUGCCCUAUGUCUAUGCCCUCUGUCUAUGCCCUCUGUCUAUGCCCUCUGUCUAUGCCCUAUGUCUAUGCCCUCUGUCUAUGCCCUCUGUCUAUGCCCUCUGUCUAUGCCCUAUGUCUAUGCCCUCUGUCUAUGCCCUCUGUCUAUGCCCUAUGUCUAUGCCCUCUGUCUAUGCCCUCUGUCUAUGCCCUCUGUCUAUGCCCUCUGUCUAUGCCCUAUGUCUAUGCCCUCUGUCUAUGCCCUCUGUCUAUGCCCUCUGUCUAUGCCCUCUGUCUAUGCCCUAUGUCUAUGCCCUCUGUCUAUGCCCUAUGUCUAUGCCCUCUGUCUAUACCCUCUGUCUAUGCCCUAUGUUUAUGCCCUCUGUCAAUGCCCUCUGUCUAUGCCCUCUGUCUAUGCCCUCUGUCUAUGCCCUCUGUCUAUGCCCUAUGUCUAUGCCCUCUGUCUAUGCCCUCUGUCUAUGCCCUCUGUCUAUGCCCUCUGUCUAUGCCCUCUGUCUAUGCCCUCUGUCUAUGCCCUCUGUCUAUGCCCUCUGUCUAUGCCCUCUGUCUAUGCCCUCUGUCUAUGCCCUCUGUCUAUGCCCUCUGUCUAUGCCCUCUGUCUAUGCCCUCUGUCUAUGCCCUCUGUCUAUGCCCUCUGUCUAUGCCCUCUGUCUAUGCCCUCUGUCUAUGCCCUCUGUCUAUGCCCUCUGUCUAUGCCCUAUGUCUAUGCCCUCUGUCUAUGCCCUCUGUCUAUGCCCUAUGUCUAUGCCCUCUGUCUAUGCCCUAUGUCUAUGCGCUCUGUCUAUGCCCUCUGUCUAUGCCCUAUGUCUAUGCCCUCUGUCUAUGCCCUCUGUCUAUGCCCUCUGUCUAUACCCUCUGUCUAUGCCCUAUGUUUAUGCCCUCUGUCUAUGCCCUCUGUCUAUGCCCUCUGUCUAUGCCCUCUGUCUAUGCCCUCUGUCUAUGCCCUAUGUCUAUGCCCUCUGUCUAUGCCCUCUGUCUAUGCCCUCUGUCUAUGCCCUCUGUCUAUGCCCUCUGUCUAUGCCCUAUGUCUAUGCCCUCUGUCUAUGCCCUCUGUCUAUGCCCUCUGUCUAUGCCCUCUGUCUAUGCCCUAUGUUUAUGCCCUCUGUCUAUGCCCUAUGUCUAUGCCCUCUGUCUAUGCCCUCUGUCUAUGCCCUCUGUCUAUGCCCUAUGUCUAUGCCCUCUGUCUAUGCCCUCUGUCUAUGCCCUCUGUCUAUGCCCUCUGUCUAUGCCCUCUGUCUAUGCCCUAUGUCUAUGCCCUCUGUCUAUGCCCUCUGUCUAUGCCCUCUGUCUAUGCCCUAUGUCUAUGCCCUCUGUCUAUGCCCUCUGUCUAUGCCCUAUGUCUAUGCCCUCUGUCUAUGCCCUCUGUCUAUGCCCUCUGUCUAUGCCCUCUGUCUAUGCCCUAUGUCUAUGCCCUCUGUCUAUGCCCUCUGUCUAUGCCCUCUGUCUAUGCCCUCUGUCUAUGCCCUAUGUCUAUGCCCUCUGUCUAUGCCCUAUGUCUAUGCCCUCUGUCUAUACCCUCUGUCUAUGCCCUAUGUUUAUGCCCUCUGUCUAUGCCCUCUGUCUAUGCCCUCUGUCUAUGCCCUCUGUCUAUGCCCUCUGUCUAUGCCCUAUGUCUAUGCCCUAUGUCUAUGCCCUCUGUCUAUGCCCUAUGUCUAUGCCCUCUGUCUAUACCCUCUGUCUAUGCCCUAUGUUUAUGCCCUCUGUCUAUGCCCUCUGUCUAUGCCCUCUGUCUAUGCCCUCUGUCUAUGCCCUCUGUCUAUGCCCUAUGUCUAUGCCCUCUGUCUAUGCCCUCUGUCUAUGCCCUCUGUCUAUGCCCUAUGUCUAUGCCCUCUGUCUAUGCCCUCUGUCUAUGCCCUAUGUCUAUGCCCUCUGUCUAUGCCCUCUGUCUAUGCCCUCUGUCUAUGCCCUCUGUCUAUGCCCUAUGUCUAUGCCCUCUGUCUAUGCCCUCUGUCUAUGCCCUCUGUCUAUGCCCUCUGUCUAUGCCCUCUGUCUAUGCCCUAUGUCUAUGCCCUCUGUCUAUGCCCUCUGUCUAUGCCCUCUGUCUAUGCCCUAUGUCUAUGCCCUCUGUCUAUGCCCUCUGUCUAUGCCCUAUGUCUAUGCCCUCUGUCUAUGCCCUCUGUCUAUGCCCUAUGUCUAUGCCCUCUGUCUAUGCCCUCUGUCUAUGCCCUCUGUCUAUGCCCUCUGUCUAUGCCCUAUGUCUAUGCCCUCUGUCUAUGCCCUCUGUCUAUGCCCUCUGUCUAUGCCCUCUGUCUAUGCCCUAUGUCUAUGCCCUCUGUCUAUGCCCUAUGUCUAUGCCCUCUGUCUAUACCCUCUGUCUAUGCCCUAUGUUUAUGCCCUCUGUCUAUGCCCUCUGUCUAUGCCCUCUGUCUAUGCCCUCUGUCUAUGCCCUCUGUCUAUGCCCUAUGUCUAUGCCCUCUGUCUAUGCCCUCUGUCUAUGCCCUCUGUCUAUGCCCUCUGUCUAUGCCCUCUGUCUAUGCCCUAUGUCUAUGCCCUCUGUCUAUGCCCUCUGUCUAUGUCCUCUGUCUAUGCCCUAUGUUUGUGCCCUCUGUCUAUGCCCUCUGUCUAUGCCCUCUGUCUAUGCCCUCUGUCUAUGCCCUCUGUCUAUGCCCUAUGUCUAUGCCCUCUGUCUAUGCCCUCUGUCUAUGCCCUCUGUCUAUGCCCUCUGUCUAUGCCCUCUGUCUAUGCCCUAUGUCUAUGCCCUCUGUCUAUGCCCUCUGUCUAUGCCCUCUGUCUAUGCCCUCUGUCUAUGCCCUAUGUUUAUGCCCUCUGUCUAUGCCCUAUGUCUAUGCCCUCUGUCUAUGCCCUCUGUCUAUGCCCUCUGUCUAUGCCCUCUGUCUAUGCCCUAUGUCUAUGCCCUCUGUCUAUGCCCUCUGUCUAUGCCCUCUGUCUAUGCCCUCUGUCUAUGCCCUAUGUCUAUGCCCUCUGUCUAUGCCCUAUGUCUAUGCCCUCUGUCUAUGCCCUCUGUCUAUGCCCUAUGUUUAUGCCUCUGUCUAUGCCCUCUGUCUAUGCCCUCUGUCUAUGCCCUCUGUCUAUGCCCUCUGUCUAUGCCCUAUGUCUAUGCCCUCUGUCUAUGCCCUCUGUCUAUGCCCUCUGUCUAUGCCCUCUGUCUAUGCCCUCUGUCUAUGCCCUCUGUCUAUGCCCUCUGUCUAUGCCCUCUGUCUAUGCCCUCUGUCUAUGCCCUCUGUCUAUGCCCUCUGUCUAUGCCCUCUGUCUAUGCCCUAUGUCUAUGCCCUCUGUCUAUGCCCUCUGUCUAUGCCCUCUGUCUAUGCCCUAUGUCUAUGCCCUCUGUCUAUGCCCUCUGUCUAUGCCCUAUGUCUAUGCCCUCUGUCUAUGCCCUCUGUCUAUGCCCUCUGUCUAUGCCCUCUGUCUAUGCCCUAUGUCUAUGCCCUCUGUCUAUGCCCUCUGUCUAUGCCCUCUGUCUAUGCCCUCUGUCUAUGCCCUAUGUCUAUGCCCUCUGUCUAUGCCCUAUGUCUAUGCCCUCUGUCUAUGCCCUCUGUCUAUGCCCUAUGUUUAUGCCCUCUGUCUAUGCCCUCUGUCUAUGCCCUCUGUCUAUGCCCUCUGUCUAUGCCCUCUGUCUAUGCCCUCUGUCUAUGCCCUCUGUCUAUGCCCUCUGUCUAUGCCCUAUGUCUAUGCCCUCUGUCUAUGCCCUAUGUCUAUGCCCUAUGUCUAUGCCCUCUGUCUAUGCCCUCUGUCUAUGCCCUCUGUCUAUGCCCUCUGUCUACGCCCUCUGUCUAUGCCCUCUGUCUAUGCCCUCUGUCUAUGCCCUAUGUCUAUGCCCUCUGUCUAUGCCCUCUGACUAUGCCCUCUGUCUAUGCCCUAUGUCUAUGCCCUCUGUCUAUGCCCUCUGUCUAUGCCCUAUGUCUAUGCCCUCUGUCUAUGCCCUCUGUCUAUGCCCUAUGUCUAUGCCCUCUGUCUAUGCCCUAUGUCUAUGCGCUCUGUCUAUGCCCUCUGUCUAUGCCCUAUGUCUAUGCCCUCUGUCUAUGCCCUCUGUCUAUGCCCUCUGUCUAUGCCCUCUGUCUAUGCUCUCUGUCUAUGCCCUCUGUCUAUGCCCUCUGUCUAUGCCCUAUGUCUAUGCCCUAUGUCUAUGCCCUCUGUCUAUGCCCUCUGUCUAUGCCCUCUGUCUAUGCCCUCUGUCUAUGCCCUAUGUCUAUGCCCUCUGUCUAUGCCCUCUGUCUAUGCCCUAUGUCUAUGCCCUCUGUCUAUGCCCUCUGUCUAUGCCCUAUGUCUAUGCCCUCUGUCUAUGCCCUCUGUCUAUGCCCUCUGUCUAUGCCCUAUGUCUAUGCCCUCUAUCUAUGCCCUCUGUCUAUGCCCUAUGUCUAUGCCCUCUGUCUAUGCCCUCUGUCUAUGCCCUCUGUCUAUGCCCUCUGUCUAUGCCCUAUGUCUAUGCCCUCUGUCUAUGCCCUAUGUCUAUGCCCUCUGUCUAUGCCCUCUGUCUAUGCCCUCUGUCUAUGCCCUCUGUCUAUGCCCUCUGUCUAUGCCCUCUGUCUAUGCCCUCUGUCUAUGCCCUCUGUCUAUGCCCUCUGUCUAUGCCCUCUGUCUAUGCCCUCUGUCUAUGCCCUCUGUCUAUGCCCUAUGUCUAUGCCCUCUGUCUAUGCCCUCUGUCUAUGCCCUAUGUCUAUGCCCUCUGUCUAUGCCCUCUGUCUAUGCCCUCUGUCUAUGCCCUAUGUCUAUGCCCUCUGUCUAUGCCCUAUGUCUAUGCCCUCUGUCUAUGCCCUCUGUCUAUGCCCUAUGUUUAUGCCCUCUGUCUAUGCCCUCUGUCUAUGCCCUCUGUCUAUGCCCUCUGUCUAUGCCCUCUGUCUAUGCCCUCUGUCUAUGCCCUCUGUCUAUGCCCUCUGUCUAUGCCCUAUGUCUAUGCCCUCUGUCUAUGCCCUCUGUCUAUGCCCUCUGUCUAUGCCCUCUGUCUAUGCCCUCUGUCUAUGCCCUAUGUCUAUGCCCUCUGUCUAUGCCCUCUGUCUAUGCCCUCUGUCUAUGCCCUAUGUCUAUGCCCUCUGUCUAUGCCCUCUGUCUAUGCCCUCUGUCUAUGCCCUAUGUCUAUGCCCUCUGUCUAUGCCCUAUGUCUAUGCCCUCUGUCUAUGCCCUCUGUCUAUGCCCUCUGUCUAUGCCCUAUGUCUAUGCCCUCUGUCUAUGCCCUCUGUCUAUGCCCUAUGUCUAUGCCCUCUGUCUAUGCCCUCUGUCUAUGCCCUCUGUCUAUGCCCUCUGUCUAUGCCCUAUGUCUAUGCCCUCUGUCUAUGCCCUCUGUCUAUGCCCUCUGUCUAUGCCCUCUGUCUAUGCCCUCUGUCUAUGCCCUAUGUCUAUGCCCUCUGUCUAUGCCCUCUGUCUAUGCCCUCUGUCUAUGCCCUAUGUCUAUGCCCUCUGUCUAUGCCCUCUGUCUAUGCCCUAUGUCUAUGCCCUCUGUCUAUGCCCUCUGUCUAUGCCCUAUGUCUAUGCCCUCUGUCUAUGCCCUCUGUCUAUGCCCUCUGUCUAUGCCCUCUGUCUAUGCCCUAUGUCUAUGCCCUCUGUCUAUGCCCUCUGUCUAUGCCCUCUGUCUAUGCCCUCUGUCUAUGCCCUAUGUCUAUGCCCUCUGUCUAUGCCCUAUGUCUAUGCCCUCUGUCUAUACCCUCUGUCUAUGCCCUAUGUUUAUGCCCUCUGUCUAUGCCCUCUGUCUAUGCCCUCUGUCUAUGCCCUCUGUCUAUGCCCUCUGUCUAUGCCCUAUGUCUAUGCCCUCUGUCUAUGCCCUCUGUCUAUGCCCUCUGUCUAUGCCCUCUGUCUAUGCCCUCUGUCUAUGCCCUAUGUCUAUGCCCUCUGUCUAUGCCCUCUGUCUAUGUCCUCUGUCUAUGCCCUAUGUUUGUGCCCUCUGUCUAUGCCCUCUGUCUAUGCCCUCUGUCUAUGCCCUCUGUCUAUGCCCUCUGUCUAUGCCCUAUGUCUAUGCCCUCUGUCUAUGCCCUCUGUCUAUGCCCUCUGUCUAUGCCCUCUGUCUAUGCCCUCUGUCUAUGCCCUAUGUCUAUGCCCUCUGUCUAUGCCCUCUGUCUAUGCCCUCUGUCUAUGCCCUCUGUCUAUGCCCUAUGUUUAUGCCCUCUGUCUAUGCCCUAUGUCUAUGCCCUCUGUCUAUGCCCUCUGUCUAUGCCCUCUGUCUAUGCCCUCUGUCUAUGCCCUAUGUCUAUGCCCUCUGUCUAUGCCCUCUGUCUAUGCCCUCUGUCUAUGCCCUCUGUCUAUGCCCUAUGUCUAUGCCCUCUGUCUAUGCCCUAUGUCUAUGCCCUCUGUCUAUGCCCUCUGUCUAUGCCCUAUGUUUAUGCCCUCUGUCUAUGCCCUCUGUCUAUGCCCUCUGUCUAUGCCCUCUGUCUAUGCCCUCUGUCUAUGCCCUAUGUCUAUGCCCUCUGUCUAUGCCCUCUGUCUAUGCCCUCUGUCUAUGCCCUCUGUCUAUGCCCUCUGUCUAUGCCCUCUGUCUAUGCCCUCUGUCUAUGCCCUCUGUCUAUGCCCUCUGUCUAUGCCCUCUGUCUAUGCCCUCUGUCUAUGCCCUAUGUCUAUGCCCUCUGUCUAUGCCCUCUGUCUAUGCCCUCUGUCUAUGCCCUAUGUCUAUGCCCUCUGUCUAUGCCCUCUGUCUAUGCCCUAUGUCUAUGCCCUCUGUCUAUGCCCUCUGUCUAUGCCCUCUGUCUAUGCCCUCUGUCUAUGCCCUAUGUCUAUGCCCUCUGUCUAUGCCCUCUGUCUAUGCCCUCUGUCUAUGCCCUCUGUCUAUGCCCUAUGUCUAUGCCCUCUGUCUAUGCCCUAUGUCUAUGCCCUCUGUCUAUGCCCUCUGUCUAUGCCCUAUGUUUAUGCCCUCUGUCUAUGCCCUCUGUCUAUGCCCUCUGUCUAUGCCCUCUGUCUAUGCCCUCUGUCUAUGCCCUCUGUCUAUGCCCUCUGUCUAUGCCCUCUGUCUAUGCCCUAUGUCUAUGCCCUCUGUCUAUGCCCUAUGUCUAUGCCCUAUGUCUAUGCCCUCUGUCUAUGCCCUCUGUCUAUGCCCUCUGUCUAUGCCCUCUGUCUACGCCCUCUGUCUAUGCCCUCUGUCUAUGCCCUCUGUCUAUGCCCUAUGUCUAUGCCCUCUGUCUAUGCCCUCUGACUAUGCCCUCUGUCUAUGCCCUAUGUCUAUGCCCUCUGUCUAUGCCCUCUGUCUAUGCCCUAUGUCUAUGCCCUCUGUCUAUGCCCUCUGUCUAUGCCCUAUGUCUAUGCCCUCUGUCUAUGCCCUAUGUCUAUGCGCUCUGUCUAUGCCCUCUGUCUAUGCCCUAUGUCUAUGCCCUCUGUCUAUGCCCUCUGUCUAUGCCCUCUGUCUAUGCCCUCUGUCUAUGCCCUCUGUCUAUGCCCUCUGUCUAUGCCCUCUGUCUAUGCCCUAUGUCUAUGCCCUAUGUCUAUGCCCUCUGUCUAUGCCCUCUGUCUAUGCCCUCUGUCUAUGCCCUCUGUCUAUGCCCUAUGUCUAUGCCCUCUGUCUAUGCCCUCUGUCUAUGCCCUAUGUCUAUGCCCUCUGUCUAUGCCCUCUGUCUAUGCCCUAUGUCUAUGCCCUCUGUCUAUGCCCUCUGUCUAUGCCCUCUGUCUAUGCCCUAUGUCUAUGCCCUCUAUCUAUGCCCUCUGUCUAUGCCCUAUGUCUAUGCCCUCUGUCUAUGCCCUCUGUCUAUGCCCUCUGUCUAUGCCCUCUGUCUAUGCCCUAUGUCUAUGCCCUCUGUCUAUGCCCUAUGUCUAUGCCCUCUGUCUAUGCCCUCUGUCUAUGCCCUCUGUCUAUGCCCUCUGUCUAUGCCCUCUGUCUAUGCCCUCUGUCUAUGCCCUCUGUCUAUGCCCUCUGUCUAUGCCCUAUGUCUAUGCCCUCUGUCUAUGCCCUCUGUCUAUGCCCUCUGUCUAUGCCCUAUGUCUAUGCCCUCUGUCUAUGCCCUCUGUCUAUGCCCUAUGUCUAUGCCCUCUGUCUAUGCCCUCUGUCUAUGCCCUCUGUCUAUGCCCUAUGUCUAUGCCCUCUGUCUAUGCCCUAUGUCUAUGCCCUCUGUCUAUGCCCUCUGUCUAUGCCCUAUGUUUAUGCCCUCUGUCUAUGCCCUCUGUCUAUGCCCUCUGUCUAUGCCCUCUGUCUAUGCCCUCUGUCUAUGCCCUCUGUCUAUGCCCUCUGUCUAUGCCCUCUGUCUAUGCCCUAUGUCUAUGCCCUCUGUCUAUGCCCUCUGUCUAUGCCCUCUGUCUAUGCCCUCUGUCUAUGCCCUCUGUCUAUGCCCUAUGUCUAUGCCCUCUGUCUAUGCCCUCUGUCUAUGCCCUCUGUCUAUGCCCUAUGUCUAUGCCCUCUGUCUAUGCCCUCUGUCUAUGCCCUCUGUCUAUGCCCUAUGUCUAUGCCCUCUGUCUAUGCCCUCUGUCUAUGCCCUAUGUCUAUGCCCUCUGUCUAUGCCCUCUGUCUAUGCCCUCUGUCUAUGCCCUCUGUCUAUGCCCUAUGUCUAUGCCCUCUGUCUAUGCCCUCUGUCUAUGCCCUCUGUCUAUGCCCUCUGUCUAUGCCCUAUGUCUAUGCCCUCUGUCUAUGCCCUAUGUCUAUGCCCUCUGUCUAUACCCUCUGUCUAUGCCCUAUGUUUAUGCCCUCUGUCUAUGCCCUCUGUCUAUGCCCUCUGUCUAUGCCCUCUGUCUAUGCCCUCUGUCUAUGCCCUAUGUCUAUGCCCUCUGUCUAUGCCCUCUGUCUAUGCCCUCUGUCUAUGCCCUCUGUCUAUGCCCUCUGUCUAUGCCCUAUGUCUAUGCCCUCUGUCUAUGCCCUCUGUCUAUGCCCUCUGUCUAUGCCCUCUGUCUAUGCCCUAUGUUUAUGCCCUCUGUCUAUGCCCUAUGUCUAUGCCCUCUGUCUAUGCCCUCUGUCUAUGCCCUCUGUCUAUGCCCUCUGUCUAUGCCCUAUGUCUAUGCCCUCUGUCUAUGCCCUCUGUCUAUGCCCUCUGUCUAUGCCCUCUGUCUAUGCCCUCUGUCUAUGCCCUAUGUCUAUGCCCUCUGUCUAUGCCCUCUGUCUAUGCCCUCUGUCUAUGCCCUAUGCCCUCUGUCUAUGCCCUCUGUCUAUGCCCUAUGUCUAUGCCCUCUGUCUAUGCCCUCUGUCUAUGCCCUCUGUCUAUGCCCUCUGUCUAUGCCCUAUGUCUAUGCCCUCUGUCUAUGCCCUCUGUCUAUGCCCUCUGUCUAUGCCCUCUGUCUAUGCCCUAUGUCUAUGCCCUCUGUCUAUGCCCUAUGUCUAUGCCCUCUGUCUAUACCCUCUGUCUAUGCCCUAUGUUUGUGCCCUCUGUCUAUGCCCUCUGUCUAUGCCCUCUGUCUAUGCCCUCUGUCUAUGCCCUCUGUCUAUGCCCUAUGUCUAUGCCCUCUGUCUAUGCCCUCUGUCUAUGCCCUCUGUCUAUGCCCUCUGUCUAUGCCCUCUGUCUAUGCCCUAUGUCUAUGCCCUCUGUCUAUGCCCUCUGUCUAUGCCCUCUGUCUAUGCCCUCUGUCUAUGCCCUAUGUUUAUGCCCUCUGUCUAUGCCCUAUGUCUAUGCCCUCUGUCUAUGCCCUCUGUCUAUGCCCUCUGUCUAUGCCCUCUGUCUAUGCCCUAUGUCUAUGCCCUCUGUCUAUGCCCUCUGUCUAUGCCCUCUGUCUAUGCCCUCUGUCUAUGCCCUAUGUCUAUGCCCUCUGUCUAUGCCCUAUGUCUAUGCCCUCUGUCUAUGCCCUCUGUCUAUGCCCUAUGUUUAUGCCCUCUGUCUAUGCCCUCUGUCUAUGCCCUCUGUCUAUGCCCUCUGUCUAUGCCCUCUGUCUAUGCCCUAUGUCUAUGCCCUCUGUCUAUGCCCUCUGUCUAUGCCCUCUGUCUAUGCCCUCUGUCUAUGCCCUCUGUCUAUGCCCUCUGUCUAUGCCCUCUGUCUAUGCCCUCUGUCUAUGCCCUCUGUCUAUGCCCUCUGUCUAUGCCCUCUGUCUAUGCCCUCUGUCUAUGCCCUAUGUCUAUGCCCUCUGUCUAUGCCCUCUGUCUAUGCCCUCUGUCUAUGCCCUAUGUCUAUGCCCUCUGUCUAUGCCCUCUGUCUAUGCCCUAUGUCUAUGCCCUCUGUCUAUGCCCUCUGUCUAUGCCCUCUGUCUAUGCCCUCUGUCUAUGCCCUAUGUCUAUGCCCUCUGUCUAUGCCCUCUGUCUAUGCCCUCUGUCUAUGCCCUCUGUCUAUGCCCUAUGUCUAUGCCCUCUGUCUAUGCCCUAUGUCUAUGCCCUCUGUCUAUGCCCUCUGUCUAUGCCCUAUGUUUAUGCCCUCUGUCUAUGCCCUCUGUCUAUGCCCUCUGUCUAUGCCCUCUGUCUAUGCCCUCUGUCUAUGCCCUCUGUCUAUGCCCUCUGUCUAUGCCCUCUGUCUAUGCCCUAUGUCUAUGCCCUCUGUCUAUGCCCUAUGUCUAUGCCCUAUGUCUAUGCCCUCUGUCUAUGCCCUCUGUCUAUGCCCUCUGUCUAUGCCCUCUGUCUACGCCCUCUGUCUAUGCCCUCUGUCUAUGCCCUCUGUCUAUGCCCUAUGUCUAUGCCCUCUGUCUAUGCCCUCUGA
Closterium sp. Naga37s-1 is the source of this 14272-nucleotide messenger RNA. The record is from the annotation of a GenBank genome assembly. NCBI's taxonomy places the organism in Eukaryota, Viridiplantae, Streptophyta, Zygnematophyceae, Desmidiales, Closteriaceae.